Effrenium voratum is the source of this 1339-nucleotide messenger RNA. The record is from the annotation of a GenBank genome assembly. NCBI's taxonomy places the organism in Eukaryota, Dinophyceae, Suessiales, Symbiodiniaceae.
CUCAAGAGCUGCUUAGCUCUGGUACUUUUCAGCACCUCAGCGUGAGCUGUUGCCAAUGAUGCUGCCGUCGUCCUCCAGCUAUACGGAAGCCAACUUCAGGUCAGGGACUUUUUCUGGCUAUGGCAGUCCCUAUGGCAGCUAUAAGCCUGCAGUGCAAGUUGGCACGCAGAAACACAUGGGCUUCGGGGAUGGUUUGAUCCCGACGUAUCCAACCGGCAUGCCGCUCAUGCAGCCGGCUACAGCGCCCUACAUGAGCGAGAUGGCCCCUUUGACCAACGGACGGCUGCCGCCCACGACGCUUUUGGCAGCUGCCAGUGCCAACAAGUCAACCUACCAGGAGUCGUGCGCGGAAGAGGGUUGGCUGGACGAAGACAAAUUCGGUGCAGAAGACAAGGGCCCCAGCUUGGACUACACCUUCUGGGGCAUUGAUUUGAAGCCUAUUUUGCCAGUGGCUCUUGCAUUGUCAACAGUUGUGGGAGCCAUAUGCAUGAUGCUUGUGCAAAUUCCGAUACUCAGCCGAUUCACGUUCAUGUCGCAGGCAGCGCUCUCCGCGGCCUUCUCUGUACUCUACGGUAUUACGCUGGGUUGCAUGACGUACUGCACUUUUGCAGAUCCUGGUCAAGUCAAGAAGACUCGUAAUCUGAAGCCAGCAGGGGUGGACAUUGAGGAGGGCAUGCCGAGACGCGCGCAUAAGUCGUGGCAAUAUCCCAGGCCCAUCCGUCGGUAUGAUCACUACUGCAAGUGGCUCCAAAAUGUGAUUGGACUCCUGAACCAUAGGGAAUUUGUCACAAUGCUCAUUGGCUUGACAUCAAUUGGUUUGCUUGGAAUCGUGAUUGACUUGUGGCUCGCUGUCCUGAUCGCCGAGAAGGGCUUCAUGGACAGCGAGAUCGUUGUGGUGUUGCAUUUGGCCUACUCGAUUGCUUUGCUGUUCAUUGAAUGGCCCAUUUGCAGGAUUCACGUCGGCCUGGUCUCAAGGAACGAGACUGCGCAGGAGUGGAAAAAGAAUGAGAACUAUGUGGCCAACAACACAAGCCUCGGGGACAAAGUCCCCGUGGAGGAGUUGGACGAUGAUGAGUACAACGAGCUGUUUGACAAGGAUGCGUUUGUGUAUGAUCGGACAAGGAAUCCUUUUGACAAGGGCGCUGCGUCGAACUGCUUCAACUUCUGGUGCAUGCCCCGCUGGCCAGCAGACGAGAAGGGGGAUUGGUGAGAGAUAGAGAUGAUAAUGUCAGCAUCGCCUCGUACUUUUGUGGAGGCUGGCUUGUUUCACUAUGUCGUGACCAAAACUGUCAUGUACGUGUACAAUGACCAAUGACCAACAUUCAAACCACAGUCGACC